GUUCCUGUGUUGUUGACUAUUUGUACAAUUUAUUAUGUUUUUUCGCAUUCGUAGUUUAUAAACCAUCGUAACUAUAAAUAUUAUUAUUGCUUAUUAUUUAUUCAUAAAUUUAUCAAUUUAAUUAUAAAUGUUUAAAUUAUACUGCAAAUUAUAUUUUUACUUAAAUAAUAUAUAUAAAUGCCGCCCUUAAAACUAUGAAAAUUAAGGCUAACUGUUUACCAGCUGUACCACCAAAGCUGGCACUGUCUAUAAUUUUCAUAUCGUCUCUUUGCUGCAUAAAUUCUUGGAAUGGAUCAUUCGUCUUCGAUGAUUCCCCGGCAAUUUUAAAUAAUCCUGAUGUCUCUUUAUCAGCGUUGUCACCCUCAUCAUCAUCAUCAUCAUCAACAAAAACACUAAUUAAAAUUCUCAAAAAUUUAGUGAAAAAUGAUUUCUGGGGCAAUAAACUCACUCAUAAACAGAGCCAUCGAUCUUACAGACCGUUUACUGUUUUGACGUUUAUAUUUCAACGAUGGUUACGCGGUUCUCUUAAUCCAAUAGAUUUUCAUAUUUUUAAUUUGAUACUUCAUACGUCUGCGUGUAUGUUAUUUUAUCAUUUACUUAGAAAAUUAUUAGACAAAAGUGCGAGGCAUCUGGCAUUUUAUAUUGCUACGUUGUUUGCUGUACAUCCUAUUCACUGUGAAGCUGUCGCAGGUAUUGUUGGUAGAGCGGAUAUUUUAUGUGCAAUAUUUGUAUGGCUAUCAGUAUUAUUUUACAGUCGUUGUAUUUAUGAAAAAAAUUUAAUUAUUCUUAUUAAAAAUUUGUUGAUGUGUAUAUUAUGUAUUACAUAUGCGAUGCUUUGCAAAGAAAUUGGUAUUACUGCUAUUGGUAUUUGUUACGCUUAUGACUUGAUAAUAGUUAAUAAAAAAAAUAUAUACGAUAUUAUAUUAAUUUUAAAGAAGGAGUCUAUUAAAAAUAUUAUUGAAAAAAAUAAAUAUAAAUGUUUAGUACGCAUAGUAUUGUUUAUAACAUGUGGGCUUUUAUUGGCAAUAAGAUUUAACUUGAUGGGUUACUCUGCUCCGAGUUUUCAACCAGUUGAUAAUCCAUCUUCAUUUAUAAAUAACAUUUUUAUGCGUUAUAUUAAUUAUCAAUAUAUUUGGUCGUUGAAUUUGUGGCUAUUGAUAUGUCCACAGUGGUUGUCGUUUGAUUGGUCAAUGGGAUGUGUGCCUAUUAUUAAUUCGUUUGAAUUGAGAUUAUUACCUGUUAUUUUAUUGUGGAUCAUUUUUGGAGUGUUUUUUAUUAAAUAUUUUUUAACUAAAAAAAUUUACAGAGAUACUAGAUAUGUAUCACUUGGAUUAUGUAUGUUGAUAAUACCAUUUUUACCAGCUAGUAAUUUAUUUUUUACUGUUGGAUUUGUAUUAGCUGAAAGAACCCUUUAUCUUCCAUCAGCAGGCUACUGUUUUAUUGUUGUUAUGGGUUUACAAAAAUUAUCACGUAGAUUUUAUAGAUCACGGAUGCCUUUAAUUAUGUAUACGGUGCUAGUAAUAACGUGGUUCACACGUUCGUGGGUGCGUAGCGAUCAAUGGAAAAAUGAACAUUCAUUAUUCCGUUCAGGACUGAGUGUAUGUCCACUUAAUGCUAAGGUGCAUUACAAUGUUGCCAAAAAUGCAGCAGAUUCUGGUAAUAUGACUUUGGCCGAAGCUGAAUAUCUUGAAGCUUUACGAUUGAAUCCUCAAUAUGCACAAGCGAUGAAUAAUCUUGGAAAUUUACUAAACAAUCAAAAGCGAUAUCAAGAAGCUAAAGAUUUAUUGAAAAAAGCUGUUGGAUUGCAACCGGAUUUUGCAGCCGCCUGGAUGAAUUUAGGGAUCGUGUUGGCUGCACUCAAGCAAUUUGAAGAAUCUAAGCGUUGUUAUGAAACAUCUUUAUCGCACAGACGUCAUUGUCCCGACUGUCACUACAAUUUAGGCCUUCUGUAUUUGGAGCAAAAGAAUUACACGAGAGCAUUAGAAGCAUGGACGGAAACUCUUAGACAAGACACAAAGCAUCGGAGAGCGUGGAUAAAUACUAUCAGAAUCCUGGAUGACAUGGGUAAGCAAGAGAAAGCAUUGAGAGAAGGUGAAAAAGCCACGAAAUUACUUCCCGAUGAUGCGACAAUUCGUUUAAAUAUCGCUAAUAUCCUGGGGAAGUUGGAGCGUUUUGAAAAAGCUGAAGCAGAAUUUAAACGGGCUGCUGCUUUAGAGCCAACAAAUCCUACAAUAUUUACAAAUCUUGGUGUGCUGUACCAUCGCUGGAAUAAACUGGAUAAAGCUAAAGAAAUGUAUACCAAAGCAUUAGAAAUAAAUCCAAAUGCUCAAAGUGCUAAAAAUAAUAUGAAAAAAUUAGAAAAUUUGAUACGAAAAAAAAAUUUAAAAGGUUUAUAAAAUAAAGAACAAUAAUAAUGUGCAAUUUAAUUUAAAAAUACUUAAUUAUUA
Messenger RNA from Microplitis mediator, 2447 nucleotides. RefSeq names its product protein O-mannosyl-transferase TMTC4 (gene Tmtc4). The record is from RefSeq and is a predicted model, not a curated record. The transcript is spliced from 10 exons. Gene Ontology annotation, cellular component: endoplasmic reticulum. Gene Ontology annotation, molecular function: mannosyltransferase activity; protein binding. NCBI's taxonomy places the organism in Eukaryota, Metazoa, Arthropoda, Insecta, Hymenoptera, Braconidae. The coding region runs from base 195 to 2396 and encodes 733 amino acids. Gene Ontology annotation, biological process: endoplasmic reticulum unfolded protein response; protein O-linked glycosylation via mannose.